Messenger RNA from Parasteatoda tepidariorum (common house spider), 1673 nucleotides. Lineage: Eukaryota; Metazoa; Arthropoda; Arachnida; Araneae; Theridiidae. The record is from RefSeq and is a predicted model, not a curated record.
UAUCUUUAUCGCCAAAUAAGACAUCUUUUUUAUUUUUAAAUUUAUUUUUAAAUUUGUUUUCAAGCAUUAAUAUUUAUAGUGAUUGAAAAUAAUUCAUUAAUUUUAGAAAAACAAGUUUUGAAAGACUGAUUCUGAUAUGCUGGAAUACUUGAAUUCGAAACUAAUUUUCGGAACAGUGUUGUGCUUAGCUAUAGGUAUCUUUUUAUUGGAUUCACAUGUGGAUGCUUCAACUAUAAAAUCUAGAGGCAGCUCUGAAGAGCGUUCCGAAGAAAGUAAUAAUAUUAUAGAAUGGACCAGAGAUUGGGAUUGGAACAGAGACCGAGGCAUGGAUAAACAGAAGAACUUUAAAUGUCCAUCGUUACACGGUAGGUUCGCCGAUAUUGAAGAUUGCUCAGCAUACUUCGAGUGUAGAGAUUGGAAUUCCAUGUGGAAACCCUGUCAAAGAAGGAAACGUUUUGAUAGGUACAGAAAAGUAUGUCUUCCAUUCGAUAUUGCCGUAUGUGAUGACGGAAGUGAUCACAAAAAGACGACGAAUGGGGUAAUUGGAACCACAACUCCUAAAGAUGAUUCAUUCACGUGUCCAAAAUUCUUGGGAUAUUUUCCUCAUCCAAGUGACUGUUCCAAAUACUACCACUGCAUCUCCUUUUCUCCAAGUUUGAAAACGUGUCCAAAGAAUUUUCUCUUUGACGGAGUCAAGGGACAUUGCAGAAGUGAGAGAUAUGUGAACUGUGGAUCAAGGAAAAGACCAACAAGUGAAACUACAGUCGGUACUACUCCUAUACCAACAACACCAGAACCUACUACAACUACCUGCACCCCACCAACCACUCCACAGCCAACCACCACCCCGCCCACCACUACACAGCCAACUACCACCCCGCCCACCACUACACAACCAACCACCACCCCAACUACCACUACACAGCCAACCACUACCCCGCCCACCACUACACAGCCAACCACCACCCCGCCGACCACUACACAACCAACCACCACCCCACCUACCACUUCACAACCUACCACCACUCCACCUACAACUCCACAACCAACAACCACUCCACCCACCACUACACAGCCUACCACCACCCCACCUACAACUCCACAGCCAACAACCACUCCACCUACAACUCCACAGCCAACAACCACCCCACCUACCACUUCACAGCCUACCACCAUCCCACCUACAACUCCACAGCCAUCCACUCCAACUCCAAAACCAACUGAGCCACCUGAAACAGAUUGUGAUGAGGAUGAUUUGGAAUGCAUCAUUAAAGAAACUGGAGAUAUUACUGUAUGGUUUAAAUGCCCAGAAGCAAUUGGAGCCUAUCGCCAUCCAAGUAGCAAUAGACUCUUCAUUUUCUGUAAGAAUUGGAAGCCAUUUGUGAAGAAGUGUGGGCAGAUGUUAGUGUAUUCUGAACAAAUGAGAACUUGCGUUAAUGAGAACUUGCAUAAGAUGAAGAAGAAGAAAAUUUUUAUUUUAUUUUAAUUUCAACGUAAUACUUGGUUUUUUGGUUCAUAGUUAUGUAAGAGGAAUCAAAGAUACUGCUCUUUAAAUAAAUCUUAAUAUAAUAAAUGUUUAUUACGAAAUUAUUUGCUGCAGAAUUCAAUAUCUAUGCUGUACUAAUAAAUGAAAGUUUGUGCGACUAUCUUUGUGUUUCACUCAUAGCUCUCCU